Molecule: messenger RNA, 1848 nt
Organism: Chlamydomonas reinhardtii
Lineage: Eukaryota; Viridiplantae; Chlorophyta; Chlorophyceae; Chlamydomonadales; Chlamydomonadaceae
Exons: 14
Coding region: 26-1447 (473 amino acids)
Cellular component (GO): chloroplast
Molecular function (GO): diaminopimelate decarboxylase activity
Source: RefSeq, a predicted model, not a curated record
GUUGCGUUUCAAGUAGCAUAACACCAUGCAGACUAUCAGCGGUCGCUCCGUGGCCGGGCGCAGCACCUGCUCCGCCCGCGUUGCUCUCCGGGCGCGCAAGGUGUGCGUGACUCGCGCCGCUGCCACCGUGGAGAAGCACGAGGAGAAGGCCAUCGGCUCUGCCUGGCAGUUCACCCAGCCCGCUGGCAAGGGUCUGGGCUUCUACACCGGCGCUGAGGAUGGCUACCUGUACUGCGACCAGAUGCGCGUGGAGGACAUCCGCAACAAGGUGCCCGAGUCGCCCUUCUACCUGUACUCCUGGAACCGCAUUGCGCACAACUACGCCGAGUACAAGAAGGCGCUUGCGGGCCUGGACAACCUUCCCUGCUACGCCGUCAAGGCCAACAACAACCUGGUCAUCAUGAAGCAGCUGGCUGCUGCGGGCGCCGGCGCCGUGCUGGUCAGCGGCAAUGAGCUCAAGCUGGCCAUGAAGGCCGGCUUCGACCCCAAGCGCACCAUCCUGAACGGCAACGGCAAGCUGCCCUGGGAGCUGGAGCUGGCCGCUGAGAUGGGCGUCAACAUCAACAUCGACUCCGAGUUUGACCUGGAGAACAUCGCCGCCGCCGCCCGCAAGACCGGCAAGAAGGUGUCGGUGCUGCUGCGCAUCAACCCCGACGUCGACCCGCAGGUGCACUCGUACGUGUCCACCGGUCUGGCUAGCUCCAAGUUCGGCAUCCGCAACAGCCACAUCAAGUGGUUCCUGGACGAGAUCCGCAAGGAGCCGCUGCUGGAGCUGGUGGGCGUGCACAGCCACCUGGGCUCCACCAUCACCAAGGUGAACAUCUUCCGUGACGCUGCCGUGAUCAUGUGCGACUUCGUCAAGAUGAUCCGCGCCGAGGGCUUCCAGCUCAAGUACCUCAACAUCGGCGGAGGCCUGGGCAUUGACUACAGCCACCAAGGCCAGGUCCUGCCCACCCCCACCGACCUGAUCGACACGGUCCGCGACAUCGUCAAGGAGCUAGGCCUCACGCUGGUCAUUGAGCCCGGCCGGUCUAUGGUGGCCACUGGCAGCGCGCUGGUCAACACCGUCACCGGCGUGAAGACCAACGGUAACAAGAACUUCAUUGUCAUUGACGGCUCUAUGGCCACCCUCAUCCGCCCCUCGCUGUACGGCGCCUACCAGCACAUCGAGCUCACCAAGCCCCACAGCACCCCCGUGCAGACCUUUGAUGUGGUGGGCCCCAUCUGCGAGUCGGGCGACUACCUGGGCAAGGACCGCGAGCUGGCCACCCCCAGCAAGGGCGACGGCAUUGUCGUUCACGACGCGGGCGCCUACUGCAUGUCCAUGGCCUCCAACUACAACCUCAAGAUGAAGCCGGCCGAGUACAUGGUGGAGAACGGCGGCCUGCGCAAGAUCCGGCACGAGGAGACGCUGGACCAGCACCUGGCCGUGUUCGAGGGCCUGUGAAGGGACUUGGAAGGGCCUGUCAGGGGCCUAUCUUGAGGGGCUGUAAGGGGCUGGCAGGAGUUGAAGGGCUCGUGAGUGUUAAGGCGUGGAAGCGUGGGGUGGGUAUUGGCGGUUGUGGUGAUUAGUAUUUGGCCCUGUGAAGUGCUCAGAGGGUCGAAAGCGGUGGUUUGGUGAGUUGAAGAGGCGGCGCUCUAGGGCGGGUGAGGAGUGGUGUGCUGUAUGGGCAGCCCACGUUUGGAGGAGCAAACAAGUUCGUCUGAAGUGCUGGCGGAUGUCGGUGAGGAGGGCGUGCGGCAGUGCGCGCGUAAGCCGAUGUUUGCGAAGCGCGUGGCAAGCGUGCGAAGCUCGUAGACGGUUUAAUGAUUAGCUAAUCUCUAGAGUGAUUGUAAUGAGCCCAAAGC